This is a messenger RNA of Trifolium pratense (red clover), 2085 nucleotides long. RefSeq lists its product as uncharacterized. Lineage: Eukaryota; Viridiplantae; Streptophyta; Magnoliopsida; Fabales; Fabaceae. The transcript is spliced from 14 exons. Bases 225 to 1700 code for a protein of 491 amino acids. The record is from RefSeq and is a predicted model, not a curated record.
UUUUUACGGCCGCAGCCGGGGAGAGAGGAUCGAGGAGUUCCUUCCUUCUAGGAGAAUGGAAUGGAAACCCAAAAUAUUUAUUUAUUUAUUUAUUUUUUACAAAAACUUAAGAAACCGGAAUUCAAACUGAAACAGUCUCCAUUAAGCUGGAAUUCUGAAAAAGGAUGUUAUUCGCCGGUGAUUGAAGCUCCAUCCAUGUUCUGAGCUACAGCUACCUACAAAAAAUGUUCCUCCACUUACAGCAAAAUCCACAUUCAGAUGACAGCAUUUCCGAUGACGACGACAAUCGACAUGAUCUCCCUAACGAUGUGCUUUCAUUUCAACACAACUCCACCAACAAGCAACAUGAACUACCUCUUCCCGCACGGUUAGAUUUGUUAAAAGGAAGAUUCUGUAAUCAGAAUUCGUCUUCUUCAUUUCAGAAAUUGCUCCAAGAUGAGGAGGUUGAAAUGCCCGACUUCAAUGAGGGUGACUUCCGGGAUGUAUCAGGAGAGGUGGUUGCUGAUUCAGAUUCAGGUGAAGAAGAUACUGUUUCUGAAGAUGAUGAGGGUAGCACUGUCCUCUCGACCAGACGCCUCCAUAAAUAUGGUCCUCAGUUUAUAAGAAAUGAUAAUGAAGUUAGAGAUACAAAGAGGAAAUCAGAACCAUUGCUAUGUUUUAAAGAAAGCGCUUCAUGUUCGUCAUACCAUGCUACCUACUCCAAAGCAAAUUCAUCUGGCAUCUGGAGCAAAGCUAAGCCAAGAUUUUCAUUGCAAUCAGUGACACAUAAAUAUGGGCACAUUGGCUCUUCUAUCUCUAAUAUUGAUAGGCUGCCUGAAAUUAUGAAAGCUGUUGAUCCUAGGGCUUCUGCAAGUUUAGCUGAAAAUCAUCUUGAAGAUGAUGACAUAGUGGAAUUAGAUUUAGACACUGAGCCUUCUGAAACCGAAGCUCUUCCACAUGAAUUUAAUCUUCCCCUAAUGGCUGAUAUUUUUGACAACCUCCAAGAUAAAACUGAUCUGGUGGGUGGAAAUUCUAGAAAUGCUACCCUUAUUCUUUUGACAUGUUUCCAGUAUCCACAUGAAAAUCAAAGAAAAGUAAAACCAGUGCGGCUUUUUCAGAAGAAUAGUAGAUCCCACUUGCCAGAGACAGUUGUUGACAGUGAAGACUCCCCUGAACCUGUGGAUAGCGGAUCAUCAAGUGACAAUGAGGAAAGCUAUCAACACAUGAAAAUCACUUUCCCAGGAAAGAAAAUGCAGACCAUGGCAGAUAGAUUUCAUGAGGCUUUAGGGUCUUCCUCUGUUAUCGCUGAAAAUGUUGGAGCACUUAAUUCAUUGAGAACUGGAAUAUUUGAAAAACUACAGCAGGUGAUGCAGAAAGAAAAAGAAACAGACAUAGACUUCUCAAAAAAGUUACAAGCUGGAGCUAGGCCAGAUGGUGAAUUUGGCUGUGUUGAUGUAAACAUCAUUUCAAGAUACCUGGAUGGAAAGCUGAUUGUUUGUCAUUGCUCAGUUAGCAAGUCUACCCAGAAUUUUCUCUUACAAGCUAAAGAAAUGGGAUUUGAUGGCAGCAAAGGUGGUCAAAGAACCAUUAUCUUCAAUCCAAGAGUUUGCGACAAUGUUGACCUUGAAGUGGGGAGCUUAAUCCGCAUUCACCCUCCAUGGAAGGAAGUUCAAGUUGGAAAUGAUACUAUUAUCCUGUGUUCUUAUUUCUCCGAAGUUUGAUUCACGCGGAGAGCAGACCUUGAACAUGUAAUGUUCAUUCUUGUUUCUUACAAACCAAGGAAAGUCUUGCAAGCCUCCCUUUGUAGUGAAUAGAAUACCAAAUUGGGGAUAUUCCCACAAAAUAUAAUAAACAAGAACAGAAAAUUAGUGUACAUUCUUUCUUACUUUGACUUAUGAGUUAAGGUCACCUUUGAAUUAAUGUAAGGGAAAUUUUAGGAUUUUUUAUUUUUUUUGUCCCCUUCUCAACAAGUAUCUUAUUGUGACCGUUGUGUAAUAUAAAAAAUCAAUUUAGUAAUUUUUGUUGAGUUUUUCUGCUAUCGAUUGAUUAUUUUUAAUUCAAUUAUUAGCAUAACUAUAAUGGUCACAAUAGUGCCCAGAGAAACUU